GCUAUGUCAUAACUACCGCCCUCUGUCGACGGGUUUGCUUAAUCCGGAUUUUAUUGGACGGAUCGCGGUGUACGGUUCGGUCCUUUUUGUUUCAGACCAGUGAAAAGUGAUUUGAUCCAAAUCUGCCAAGACAUCAACAAUGGAGGAAAAUCAGCCUUUGGCAAGGGCAACGUAUCGCCCUCUCAGCAAUCGAAAGAAGAAAUUGAAUCAUUCCAUCAGCUGGCGGGAGCGGUUAUCCAAAAGCAAGGAGACAUUCAAGGGUGACUUGGAACACCUGUUUCGUGACAAGUUUACUGGUAACCAUGCCGUCAAAAUGGCUCGUAAGCGAGAACGCAUCAUCUGUGAGAUAUUUGCUACGGAGAGAAAGUAUCAAAGCCACCUAGCCAUCAUUGUACAGCAUUUCCUGACUCCGUUGGAGUCAUUAGGACUCAUCCCAGCAGAUGAUCAUCGCAUCAUCUUUGAGAACAUCACAGCAAUUCAAGCAGUCAAUCGGGAGCUCCUAGCACACAUGGAAGAACAAGGCAUAGCCCAGGCAUUCAUUCAGCUAGCUCCAUUCAUGAAGGUGUAUUGUGCAUACGUCAAUAACUUUGAAAAAGCUUCACAGAAACUCCAGGAUUGGGAGCGUAAGCGUGCUGCAUUUGUGCAGUUUCUGAGAGAACAAGAAGGCAAACCUGAAUGUGCCAACCUGACUCUACACGCUCUGCUCAUAACACCCAUACAGAGAAUACCAAGAUACAAACUACUGCUGGAGGAGUUGCUGAGUAGUACGGAUGAGAAUCAUGAAGAAUAUGAGCAAUUACAAGAGGCUGCAGCCAGAAUGACUGAAGUGACAUAUGGAAUCAAUGAAUACAUCCGUGAACACGAGAACUUUCAGAAGAUGCUGUUGAUUCAGACAAGUUUGACUGGAGGAGCGCCUAGAAUCAUUGCACCAGGCCGAAAAUUCAUCCGAGAAGGAACACUCAUGAAGGUCAGCAAGAAAGGCUCCAGCGCUCAUGAACGCAUGUUUUUCCUGUUCAAUGACAUGCUGAUAUAUGCCAAGCCCAACCUACUGGAUCCGUUAGUAUCUACACGUAGCUAUUGCUGUCGUGGUGUCAUUCCCUUGGAGCGAUGUGAGGUACAGUGUGUACUAGGAGAACUCAAGACAUCAGGUACUGGAGCUCUCUUCAAGGUUGUGCACGGCGACCAAAGUUUGUUGCUGUACUCCACCAAUCACAACAUAGCGUUAUCCUGGAUAGAUGCGCUACAAGGAGCCAUACAACAACUCCAACAGCGACAGCAAUCAAGCAGAUAUACUCAGCAUUCAGUGUCUGGUACCAAGACUCGUGGUCCUACCCGUAAUGUACCACUGGGCAAGAGGGUCAGGCACAUUGGACUGAGGACCAGCAACAGACUCAAGAACAUGAGGAACUACCCUGAACCUGAGGACGGUGACCAUAGUAAAGACAGCCUGCAUCCAUUGAGGGUGCAGCUACACGCUAAGAAGCUACAUGGACCUGGUAAUACACCCCUCAGGAAAGGGCGCCCUCGCAGGCUACAACGGGGACCAUUACAAGUCAGAAAUAACAAACAGGAGGAGAGUCAGGAUACCAGUCUUUCCAUGGUAGACGUGACUGGCUACCCAGACAACACUGAGGACCCACAUGGCUGCAUACAAUCUCCUUAUACCACAUUACUGGACCAGGAGACUGGCCAGCAAGCAUUCUGCACCAUCCUGUAAUCACAUCACUCACGUAUGGCCUACAGUGGCCAACUACAGUAUCCUGUAUUUUUGUAAUGGAAUCAAGUACAUAUGUGACCAGCAACCGGUUGCACGAAACAGUGCGUAACUUACUCCGUGCAUAGGACUUGUGCAACAAAUGUAUCGCGCAACUGAUAAGCUUACAAUCGCUUUAAAUAAUCUAAAUAUUUUUUGACGAGGAUAGUCACAGCAUUUAUGAAGGCUGUUUGUGUAUGAUUUCAUUCGCUCGUGAAACGACUUUUUUGUCCGACUUUUUUUCGGAAUCACGUGGCAACUCUAAAAACUCUUGUCACAAAUAAAAUAGCAAUUCAUUUACUUCCAACACAAAGCUGUGAGUGCCUAAUUGUAUCAACCUUGGUAAGUUGUGCAAUACCAGGCUUCCCGACAAUCACAAUUUACUGGUACAAUAGGUCAUUUUCGGUCGUUACGCCACAACUUAGGCCACCUAAAAUGAUUACGCAAGUACACCAUAAUUUGUUGCACAAGUCACCGACUUAUGCACUUUGAAACUUUCGUGAAAUGUCAUAACUAAAAUGUCGCGCAGCGCGAAAUGUUGCGCAACUUGCACAAUAAAUUGUGGCGCAAUAAAGUUUCGUGAAAUCAGCUGCAGAUCCCACAAAAUGACUGUGCCGUACAUGUUCUUUUUGUGUGUUUAGCUUUUCAUGUGCAGCGGACGGAGCAUACUGUGCUCUUUAUUUUUAUAUACAUGCAUCACUCAGAAUCUUAAUAAUAUAUGCAGAUAUUUUGGAAAUGUUGACUGCUUGCUUUUGUGCAGGAUUUGUAAUAAAAAGGGAUUAGAUGUUUAUCAUUGUCUAUUAUAGGUAGAAUUGAAGUGGUGAUAGACUUCAUCCUUUGUUUUAAAUUCUUUUUUUAAGUACGCAAGAGAGCUGUUAAGUAUUGUGUUUAUUCUGCAAGAUGAUUAAAUCUAAAACAAGUGAAAUGUAAAUUAUGCAUAGUCAAGCCUGUUUCAGUCAGUUCCCUCAUAUUACACAGAAACGAUUGCAUCUGAUGCUUCAUGUACAAGUCGCUUUUAUAUCUUUUAUGUCUGUAUAUAUACUGUGAUAUUUUUUCCCAAGUAUUCCUUUUUCGAGUCUUUCUUUACCUAGUGUUUUUGAAAUUUCGUGGGGCUUAAGAGGAUUUUAAUGAUAAAUUUGGCUUUAUAAUCGGUACUGUAAUUGUAAUGUACUCCAUCAAGUGUGACAGUUUGGCGAUACAGACCUUGAGAAAAUGUACUUCAACAUACAUGUAUUACACUGUAUACUCUCAUCUGCAUCUGUCAUCUGCAUCUGUCAUUAUUAGCUUUGCCAUUGUAAAUGUAAAUAGGCUGAAAUAUUAAAUGAGUACGUCAAAAGACUAGUUAAGGGUAAAACGAUGAAGAGUUUUGUAAAUUAAUGCAAUGUCAAAGUACACUUUGAUGUCAUCAGGAGUUACCCUUCAUUUAAUGACAACCUGAAUUAUAAACUUAUGGGAAGAUAAAAUUUUGCAAUAGACUUUGUGCGCAGUUACCCCCUCAAAGAGUCGAAGGGGCAUUAGUAUUGCUGAUGGCGCCUGACACUCAAGCGAAGAUGCCACAAUUUGUCCACAUUCAGAAUAAAUAAGUCACGGGUGAAUCAAAUAGAAUGUUGUGUGUUCUGGGGGCAGUUUUAACCAGUUCACGCCAGGAUUAUUUUGACAAGAACGGAACGAGGUGCAGGAUUACAUGUACUUUUUGCUCGACCUCAAGCCAGGCGGGUUGAAGCCAUCACCCUCGGUCAGCACAGUCGUAUUUCCAGCCUCACUCGCUGCAAGCGGGUCGCCGACAGAUGUUUCCGGCCUCGCUCGUUGCGUGUUUAUCCGUCAUCCGUUCCGACUACUGCAAAACUUUUGUGUGUGAAAAUACGGCCUCCAGCGCGAACUGGUUAAAAAGCUUGGCUUGUCUUGUUAGCCUUUGUUUGCAGAUCAAGCUGUUUGUAUGAAGGGUGUGUUUGACAGAUUUGUGACAAAUUCAGGUUCCUAAUUUUGUGAUUUUUUUUUUUCUUGUCAAGAAAAUAAUUUGUAUAGUGGGGCCAUGGUGUAAUUUGUCAAGUUCCAUCACACUUUAAAAGGCCCACGCAAUGUACUUUUGUAAAUGUAAUUCUUGAAAAUGCUUUGUGUCCCAUUUUACCAUAAUGUUCAACUUUCGUUUUUAUGCCAAUACUAAUUUCCAUAUUCAUGACAACUGUGUGAUGAUCAGGCAGAAACCCUCAAUGUUACAGCUACUUAAGCACUAAAGUUGUCAGAAUUUUGGAUAU
Patiria miniata (bat star) is the source of this 4008-nucleotide messenger RNA. RefSeq names its product rho guanine nucleotide exchange factor 39-like. Gene Ontology annotation, molecular function: guanyl-nucleotide exchange factor activity. The record is from RefSeq and is a predicted model, not a curated record. Gene Ontology annotation, biological process: intracellular signal transduction. NCBI's taxonomy places the organism in Eukaryota, Metazoa, Echinodermata, Asteroidea, Valvatida, Asterinidae. The transcript has 11 exons. Gene Ontology annotation, cellular component: cytoplasm. The coding region runs from base 140 to 1717 and encodes 525 amino acids.